Messenger RNA from Entrophospora candida, 563 nucleotides. The record is from the annotation of a GenBank genome assembly. Lineage: Eukaryota; Fungi; Glomeromycota; Glomeromycetes; Entrophosporales; Entrophosporaceae.
CUCUACCAGAUUGUGUGACUUGUGAAGCAGAAAUAUGGGGAACCAAGGUAAAAGCAAUUGUGAAUACAGGUUCUUCAGGAAACAUCGUAUCUAAGCAAUGCUUGGAUCAACUUAAAAGAAAAAUAGAAGAAAAUUCAAACAUUAAUCUCAUUGGAAUAAAUGGGCAAAGACAUAGACCAUUAGGAAUCAUAUGGAAUGUACAAGUAACCUUAGAAAAUAAACACACAAUUGAAGUAACAAUGCAAGUGACUGAAGCUACAAAUUAUGAAUUAAUAUCAAGAGUAGAUUGGUUAAAAGCAAUAAAUGGGGUAAUAUCCAUUGAAGGAAAAGUUUUAACCACUGCUGCUUAUGAAACAACCAAUAAGCAUCCCAUACAUGUAGAAAAGAAACCUACAGUUGUUAAUCAACCAGGAGAUGAGGACUAUGAAGAAGAGUCAAUACAGGAAAAAUUUGCAUUCCUAAAUCAAAUAAUGGGAGAUCAUCUAGAAAUAGUAUUCUCACAGUUAAGACGGCUGGAUUCAAGCUUGGAAAAGAUAAAUGCUCACUUGCAAAAACACAAUUAG